Messenger RNA from Aspergillus japonicus CBS 114.51, 2017 nucleotides. RefSeq lists its product as uncharacterized. The transcript has 2 exons. The record is from RefSeq and is a predicted model, not a curated record. Bases 289 to 1929 code for a protein of 546 amino acids. NCBI's taxonomy places the organism in Eukaryota, Fungi, Ascomycota, Eurotiomycetes, Eurotiales, Aspergillaceae.
AAGGCUUGCGAGAAUCAAGAUAAAAGGCGUCUUCAUCCUCGCGUUUCUGUUCUUUUUUCCAUCAUCAUCCUUCAUCCACUUCUCUCUUUCUCUUUCUUUCCUCUCUCCUAAACCUCAAAAAACCAUUGCUCUGGUAGCAUUUCCUUCGUUCUCACACGAUUAUCUAGCUAUAAUCGUUUUCCUACCCUCCACGCUUCUUUCUUUCUCACUCUUGUCAACCUUUUCAAACUGGUACGUAUAGCGCCGCUUGUGCUCUACGGCCAGUAACUGACACCAGCAGAAAUCACGAUGCGUGUUUCCAAGGUUUCCGCCGCGACUGUGCUCGCUUCGACCGUCUCCGUCAAUGCGAUUCCCAUUCCCUGUCUCCUUCCCUUCCUGAGCGGCGCUGGUAGCCUCUUCGGAAGCUCGGGUCUGGGAGCCAGCUUGGGCGGCAGCGGCAGUGCUGAUUUGGGCGCCAGCCUGGGCGCCGGUGCCAGCGGUAGCGGCAGCGGAAGUGCCGGUCUGGGUGCUGGACUUGGAGGAAACGCGGCUGCCAGCCUUGGUGCGAACGCUGGUCUGGGCGCUGGUCUGGGCGCCGGCCUGAGCGGUCUCUUCGGCGGCAGCGGUAGCGGUAGUGCUAGUGCCACUGGCAGCGGCAGCGCUGGUCUGGGAGCCGGAGCCGAUCUGGGUGCCGGAGCCGAUCUGGGUGCCAACGCCGGUCUUGGUGCUGGCGCCAGCCUUGGUGCUGGCGCUGGUCUCGGCGCCGGUGCCGCUGCUACUCCUUCUGCUGGCCUGGGUGCUGGUGCUGGCCUCGGUGCUAGCGCUGGUCUGGGUGCUGGUGCCGAUCUGGGUGCUGGUGCCUCCGGUGGUGCCUCCGGUGGUGCUUCCGGCGGUGCUUCCGGCAGCGCUGGCCUGGGUGCUGGAGCUGAUCUUGGCGCGAGCGCUGGUCUGGGCGCUGGUGCUAGCCUUGGUGCUGGCGCUGGUCUCGGUGCCGGUGCCGCUGCUACCCCCUCUGCUGGCCUGGGUGCCGGUGCCGGCCUCGGUGGUAGCGCUGGUCUCAGCGGUAGUGCUGGUCUCGGUGGCAGCGCCGGUCUCGGUGCCGGUGCUGGUCUCGGUGGCUCUGGUGAUGUUUCUGGCAGCGGCAGCGGCAGCGCUGGUGCCACUCCUACUGGUGAUGUCGGUGUUUCCCCUGUUGCAACUGGAGCUGCUGGUGGUAGCGGUGAUGUCUCUGGUGGUGCCUCUGGCGAUCUCUCUGGCAGCGGCGGUGUCUCUGGCGGUGCUUCGGGCGGUCUUUCCGGCGGUGCCUCCGGCGGUGUUUCUGGCAGCGGCAGCGGCAGCGGUGAUGUUUCCGGCGGUGCUUCCGGCGACCUCUCUGGCAGCGGUGGUGUUUCUGGCGGUGCCUCUGGCGGUGCUUCCGGCGGUGUCUCCGGCGGUGCUUCUGGUGAUCUCUCUGGCAGCGGUAGCGGUGAUGUUUCUGGCAGUGCUUCCGGUGACCUCUCUGGCAGCGGCGGUGUCUCCGGCGGCGCUACUCCUACUGUUGUGGCUGGCCCCAGCGGUACUACUGUCUCCUUCGGGACUACCACCAGCGUCUCCCUUCCCGGUGGUGGUCUCACGGCUGGCGUAUCGGGCAGCGGCAGCGUCAGCGGCAGCGGCAGCGGUGAUGCUGGCGUAGGUGCUGAUACCGGAGCUGACACUGGUGCGGGUGCUGACACCGGGGCAGGCGCAGGUGGUGAUGCAGGACUCGACGCGGGAGCUGGCGGCGACGCCAGCGCCGAUGCUAACGCCAGCGCUACUGCCAAUGCUUCGGCUGAUGGAGAUGCUGAUGCCAAUGCUGAUGCUGACGCCACCGCUACUGGUGGCGGUUCUGCCACUGCUAACGCUAAUGCGGAGGCUUCUGGCUCGGGACACGCCAGUGCUAACGCCUCUGCCAACGCCUCGGCCAGUGCUUGAGUCAAUUCCGCACCUGUCAAUGCGACAAACAACAACAACUACUCCCUCACUCUGGAUCGCCGACCGCCAUCGUGAUCCCUCUUUGGCA